CAUAGGAGAAUUCAAAUUCCUUUUCAGUUGAUCAACCACUAGCUUCAUCAACUCAACAACCUAACUCUAAUGUGAAUAGUAAUAGUAUCCUUGGAAGUUUUUAUGAGACAAAAGAAUGGUAUUUAAAAGGUUUUAGUCGUUAUUGUGAAAAACAAAUUCAGCAACAGAAACAACAGGAGAUCAAUCAUGAAAACAUAAAGAUCAAAAUAUUAAUAUAAUAUCCAUUAACCGACAAGAUGUAAUCAUGGAGGAACAACAAUCACAACAAACCAAAUGGGAAACAUGGACAGAUGAACGUGAAAUUAAACUGAUGAUACGUUUAGCUGGUUUUGGACAUUUCUGUAUUCUACGUGGUAAAAUGAUACUUGAAUCAUAUUUUUUAAUUCUGUCAAAAAAAUGGAUGAAAGCUGUUAUUGUUGGUGGAGAUGAAGUUAUGAUCUUACUGAAACAAUCCAGUAUAACAAAACGUUUCAGGUUGACAUUUUUCAAUGAAUCAGAUGCAAAAAACUUUUUUGAAAAUUUGUCAAAAUUUGCUGCUACUAACAGUCAUACUGUAAAUAAUACUGAUGGUAAUAAUAGUGAAGAAUUAAUCAAUAAUAAUGAUACUACAGAAACUAUUCUCAACUCAAUGCUAAGCAAUCAAACAUGCCUACCUGAGAGUUGGUCAACUGAAUGGCCAACUCAAAGUUUAGAAGGUCUUAUCCGUUUAUGUUUGAUUGAUCCAAAUUUUCCAGGAUUUGUUAAUCAUAUUGAUUAUAUUAUGAAAAAGUUUACAACUACUAUCGAUGAUCUAUCAAAUCGUGAUAAAAUGUCAUCACAGUGAAACUUGUUGAGAAAAUUUGUCAUCUAAAGUUUUGUUAUGCGUUUUUAUAAUAAAUAAACAAAAUGUAUUUGA
Heterobilharzia americana is the source of this 895-nucleotide messenger RNA. Lineage: Eukaryota; Metazoa; Platyhelminthes; Trematoda; Strigeidida; Schistosomatidae. The record is from the annotation of a GenBank genome assembly.